GGCCGCGCGGGUCCUCGGCUCGGGCGGGGGGCGCGCGGCGCCUCGGUCUGGGGGACGCGGGGCGGCCUCGCCGGCGUCGUGCGCUGUGUGUGUGGUGUGAGCGGGAUCGCGCGCGCGCGCGGUCGGGCGACAGAUAAAAGUUUGCAUCAGCUAGUCCUUGGAAGGAAGAACAAGCAGACCGAGAUGUGUAGCUCCGUGUCUGGUAAGCUGUGGUUCUUGACAGAUCGUCGCAUCCAAGAAGACUACCCACAGAAAGAGAUCCUAAGAGCUCUGAAGGCCAAAUGCUGUGAAGAGGAAUUGGACUUUAGGGCUGUAGUGAUGGACGAGGUGGUGCUGACAGUCGAGCAAGGAAAUCUGGGUCUGCGGAUCAAUGGAGAGCUGAUCUCUGCCUACCCACAGGUGGUGGUAGUGAGAGUUCCAACCCCAUGGGUGCAGAGCGACAGUGAUAUCACUGUUUUGCGCCACCUAGAGAAAAUGGGGUGCCGGCUGAUGAACCGGCCUCAAGCCAUCCUGAACUGUGUUAAUAAAUUCUGGACGUUUCAAGAGCUGGCUGGGCACGGUGUGCCUCUACCAGAUACUUUUUCUUACGGUGGCCAUGAAAACUUUUCUAAAAUGAUUGAUGAAGCGGAAGUCCUGGAGUUCCCAAUGGUGGUGAAGAAUACACGGGGUCAUAGAGGCAAAGCUGUUUUCUUGGCACGAGAUAAACACCAUUUAGCUGAUCUAAGCCAUCUUAUUCGGCACGAAGCUCCAUAUUUGUUCCAGAAAUAUAUCAAAGAGUCUCAUGGAAGGGAUGUGAGAGUCAUUGUUGUGGGAGGCCGUGUAGUUGGCACCAUGCUACGCUGUUCGACAGAUGGAAGGAUGCAAAGCAACUGUUCCCUAGGUGGUGUGGGGAUGAUGUGCUCAUUGAGUGAACAAGGGAAGCAGCUAGCUAUCCAGGUGUCUAAUAUCCUGGGGAUGGAUGUGUGUGGCAUUGACCUGUUGAUGAAAGAUGACGGCUCCUUCUGUGUCUGCGAGGCCAAUGCAAAUGUAGGUUUCAUCGCCUUUGAUAAGGCUUGUAAUCUAGAUGUAGCUGGUAUCAUAGCAGACUAUGCUGCCUCCCUUCUGCCCGCUGGGCGGCUCACCCGGCGCAUGUCCCUGCUCUCUGUGGUGUCCACUGCCAGUGAGACCAGUGAGCCGGAGCUCGGUCCCCCUGCCAGCGCUGCUGUCGACAACAUGAGCGCCAGUUCCAGCUCUGUUGAUAGCGACCCUGAAAGCACCACCGAGCGAGAGCUGCUCACCAAGCUCCCAGGGGGGCUGUUCAACAUGAACCAGCUGCUAGCCAAUGAAAUCAAACUCCUGGUGGAGUGACUCCACUGGUAAAUAGUUAAACAACAAAACCCUUGUAAAACUGUCUCCCUGCACCCCAUCCCCUUCCCCUUAACCAACUUGCAAUGCUGUUCAUGGAGAAUGUUCAGAAGGUUGAGAUAAAGGUAAAGUAAGAUUGAUUAGAUGAAGGGAAAAUAGAUGAGACCCCUUAGUGUAAUACUUAACUGAUUCAUUUACAGAUCUCACAGAGAGGAAUACGAAGUGACACACAGAGAAAUGGCAGGCUCUCAUGUUAACCUUUUCAGUUACUAAAAGCCUGCUUAAGGCCAUGAGGAACAUGAGAAGUUUUUUUCCCUCUCCUCAUGGUUUCUUGCUUUUGUCUUUAUGUAGAGUGGUUUCGAUUCAAGAACUUGGUAGCAUGACUUCAGUUUCAAGAUUUGUAUAGAGAAAAACAUCCACUUAAAAUCCAGAAAUGUUUUAAAUAAUAAUCUGAAAAUUCUGCCCGUUUCUCUCAGCUAGCAUUUAGCACAUAGUUUAUGAACUCUAAGGGGCUCUGACUGGAAUUUAUAUUCAUGUUUGUCUUUGUUUUUUUUUCCCCUUAAUUUGGGUGGGAGGGUAAUGUGACUAUAACCCAAUAAAGAUUUUUAAUAACAAAAUUGGCAUGUUUGCAUGAUGAAAGGGAAAUGAACAGUAUUGCAAUGUUUGGUAUACAAAGUAGCAUUUACUCAGUGUAGAUGGUUACACUAGUUGAAGUUUGUGCAUUGACUUGUAUUUGCUAGUGAUUUAGUCUUUCUCAAAGGAUACAUGCUCUGUUACUGUUACAUUGUUAACACAUGCUGGUAACACCCUUGCUCUAUGACUGCAUCUUUAACAAUGGCCAAAGUAAACAAUGCUACUUUUCUGGUUAACAAGACACCACUCAAAACAUACAUUUAAAAGUCUCCCUGCCUUCCCUUUUUUCUGUUUGGAUGAGUUAAACAUUUAAGGAUAUAAAAGACAUUUCUGGAAGGCAAGUCAAGAUAUUAGGUAUAAAGCUGAAAGGAUUUCUUAAUGCUAACUUUUUAUGUUUGCAGUUUUCACAUUUUAGAAAGAAGUAUAUAUGUUGCAUGCAAGUGUACAUGUUUUAUUCUUUGUUUACACCAAACAGAAUAGAUUCUAGAGAAUGGCAUGAUGGGAAACAGUUUUUUACUUAAAACAAAACAGAUGAAUUGCCUUAGACCUCGAUAGUAUAAGAUACUCCCCGAAAGACAAUAGGAAAGUAGAUGUUUCUUAGGCUUUUCUGUGUGUAUGAAUGUUGUUUGUUUUUGUAGACUGUUUGGUGUAUGAUUUAUUCAAGGCUACAUGCUUUUAUUUAAUGUCAUGGCUGUGCAUUUUGUUUUUUAUGCUUAAGAUCUGGAGGGAGGUGGGCUGGUUGUUUUGGGGGGGGGUUAUUUAAAUAUUGAGUCUCAUAGCCCUACUCCUAAGCCUUCGGUACUGACCACUCUGUUCCUUUUUUGAAUUGAUGAAAACCCCAAACUGCAUAUAAUAUGAGCCUUUAACACGAGGAGUAAAAUCUAGUCGUGAGUCUGGAAGAUGUGUUAAGAAGUGGAGAUGCUUCAGGGGUCAACAUAAUUCCCCAAGCUUUUCUUGCUUCUCCAGUGCUGUUUUUCUUCAGAUGGACCUUAACAUAAUUUCUCGGACACUACUUAGAGACUUGAAGGCGAUAAUAAGACAUCAGUAUCAUCCAGCUCAACAGAGGUUUGAUCAUGGUUAACUGUGUAGUUCUCUCAUUUUAAAAAGGAAUGUAAUAAAACUUGGUUUUCCCCAUAGAAUUAAAUAAUAUUGAAACGGAGUGAAAGGUUUUAUUGACAAAUAGAAUAGUACCUAAUCUGUGCACUCUCAUUUCACCUCAGAAAAAAGACACACAAGGAGUUCCUAAUCUGUCUUUAGGGCACUCUGAUUGCAUCUGCAGGUUCUGAUUUGCACAGCAUGAUUGGGAGUCAUACAGACGUACCUCUGAUUCGUUAACAGAAUAAAAGUACUUGGUACUUUGCUGAAUGAUCAUAUUUUGGAGGGUGCAUACUAUUUGGUAUAGACAUAAAUGAGCAACUGUGUAAUCAGAUCCUAAGACCAUCUGGUUGCCGCAUACACUAUGAUAGACAUGUAUGUAAGUUCAUGCAUUUGAAAACAAAUAGAGCAUCUUCACUUGUUAAAAUUCACUUCUUAUGGUGGGAUAAAUAAAGAAACAGGGAAAUUAUAGUUAGCCAUUUUUCUAAAGCAAACACUAUAAGAAGUUUCCCCAGCAGUUUGACGCCUGGUUAUGCAGCCGCUGUGGAGAAGUGCAGCUCUUCACCAGCCACCCUCUGGGUAUCACACUCACAUGUCACACUGAAAGCAGGAAGGGUGCUCAUCAAAUUAAGGUAAACAGUAAGAACAGAUCGCUCUGGAAGACCUCAAAGGAAACAAGUGAGAGUUGACUUAUUUUCAUAAAUUUUGUAUAGUCAUCACUACUGUGAGAAAAUGUGUCAAAUUUGUGUAAUCGUGCCAAAAAUCUGAAUUACUGUAAAUUUUUUGUACACUGUUAAAAUUGUAAUUCUUAACUGUAUUUUAAUGAUUCUGAUUUUGUUUUUGUUACUUAUGAUGAGAAUUGGACUCGGAUCCAUGUAUUAUGAACUAUGCCACUUAAACUUACUAAAUUUUUUGAUACUUUGUUCAUUUCUGCUGACUUUUCUCCAAUGAACUUUGAAAUCUUUCUCUAUGCUAUCAAUAAGAAAUUACCUUGGGACGUUAGAAAAAAAUCCAACCAGAGACUUGAUUUCAUCGGGCACUUUCUCAGACUAAGACAAAGCCCUGCAGGCAUUGGAGAGGCCACUGACCAUCAGUCGUCUCACUCAAGAAGAAGAGUGGAAGCACAGAAGCUCCUCAGUCACUGAACCCCCAGUUUGGGGUUGGGGGGUGUUAGAGACACUGUGAAACCCAAUCUUGUGUCAUGUCUCUCUCCUGGUUCGCUGUUUUGAGAAGGUUUGUGGGCUAUUUGGCUGGUGAGACACGAUCCCCUCCUAAGAACAUGUAGGUGCUCAGACAGGUAACCUCUGCUGCUGCUUGUUUGUCUGUUUGUUGGCUUUCAUUUAAAAUUUACUUUUGUUGUGCUAGGAUUUUUUAAGAUGUAAUAUAUUGCAGGGUUUAUAACCAGGUUCACUGCUUUCUUUUGUUUCUUAAAAAAGAAGUUUCAUUUAGUGUAAUGUAGGCGCCUUGGAGUGUUUCAGUGACAAGUAUCUCAGAAGCCUGCCGUUGGAGCCAUCUAGUCUUCCAGAUUAGAUUGGAAAUGUUUUUCGUUUUGGGGUUUCUUUUGCUUUCUUUAUCCCAGUGCACUUUGCCACACCUUUUGGGGUGGCUGCUAACUCUAGUGAAAAUAUUUUUUCUAUGUCAACAAAAAUUUGGUUCUUAAAAUUUCCUUAAUGUUUACAUUUUUAAAAUUGUUUUUCAAGAAAUAUUCUAAUAUUUUGCACUGUUACUGUUCUUUGCCAGCCUUUUCAGGAGCCAAAAUAUACAAAUACAAACAAACAAAAAAUACUCAGAGAAAAUACUUUCCUUCUUCCCCCUUCCUGCUGAUGAGUGAGACGUUUUGAGAGCUUUGGGGUCAGUGCCCUUCUAAACUUCCCCUCCCCCAGUAACGCAGCUGCGCAGUGCGUGCUCAGUGCAGUGGCUCGGACCGUGCCCAGCCCAGCCUGCUGGCAGGUAAUUGGUUUCUCCUUAAUUUCUAUCAGAAGGCUAACAUUAUAUUUUUUUAAGUUUUCUUUCUGUAACACUUUAAAAUCAAGUCUCAGUUUAUCAUAACUUGGGUUUUACAAAUAAUGCAUAAAUAUGGAUGGUAGCAAGUAAUGUGAACAGUUUAUGGGGUAAAGUUUGAGCCGAUGGGGAUGAACUGAGGACGUGGGGAUUGUGUUUAGCCAUUAGACUCUCCAUUUCUGCAUAUAUGUCUAAUUAAGUUUUCCGAGUGUGACUUUGGCUUUGCUUUGUUGUGGGUUUGUUUGUUUCUUCCAUUUGCUACUCUGGCUUAAGCUUUUUCAGGGCUUGGUGUUCCGAACACACAGUGAGCUCACAGUUUAAAGACAUCAAUUAGGAGUUGACAGGUAUGGAAAACUAGAGUUGUGUAAAGGUAAAUUAGGCUUUAGGUUAUAUAUAUGGUUUUUAAAAACUCUGUAGUGUUUAUUUGGCCAUAGUGAAGUGCGAGGGACUUGUGAAGCACAAUAGAAAGCACUUGGUCGUCUUAGAGUUAAUGUGUACAGAAGUAACCAUUGUAGCCUGAUGCACUAGUCAUAACAGGUAAAUAAACAUGACCAGGUGAAGGCCGACCAUAGAUCUAAAGCAUACACAUUAUAGAUCUGAGCAUGAAAGGAAUGUUUCUGAAGCACAGCAUGGUUAACCAGAAUAGUUAGCCAGGGUCGUAAAACAAAGUUAGUGGUAGAGGAGAAGCAUAGGUGUACAAUUUGACAGUCUUUCAUAGUUAUCUCUUCCCUCUGUCUGUCCCUGUCUACACACGGUCUCCUCCCUUCUGUUCUUCCUAAGAUCUUCACUCUGAACACUAGUCCUUGUAUUUACAUUUGGGGCAGAGGAUUUCAGAGCCAUUAGCCAGCACCUUUUUAUCUGCUAUCUUAUAAUGUCCUAUAACAUAUAGCAAAACACUAGUUAGUGAAUAAGAAACCGUAGCCCUUGGUACUUUCUACACCUAAAUAGAGGCAUGUAAUAAAUUAUCAUUAGCCUAUUCUGUGCUUCAGUUGACACAGGAGACAGGGACAUCCUCUAGCAUCUUAAGAUAAUUAUCUAUUGAACUGAACUGAAAUUUACUUGUCCAGGAAUCCCAGCUGCACUCCUGCAGGGCUGUAUGAAGUGUUCUGAGAAGGAGUCGGGAGACUCUUGUUCUCUGGAUGAGAAUGGCCACCAUUACAAUGUUUGCAUAGCGUAGGGUGUGCAGAGUUUAUUUAAACAACCUCCAUUCUGCUGCCCCAUUAAAUACUGCUGACUUGUAAGGAAUCUUGCUUUAGAGUUUAAUGCACUCAAAGUUACGAGGUGGACCUUAUAUAGUAUGUUUACCUGGCUGCUAUUUGGGGUUUGGGGAACAUGAGGGGUGGGGUGAACUGUUGUUGUUUUAGGUUUCAGUCAGACAGACAUCCCUGCGCCUCAGUUCCCAGAAGCACAGCAGGCCUCUAGGAGCAUCCGUGGGAAAGGCGCAGUCCUGGCAUCACCAGCUUCUCCUCCUCAGGCUCAUCCCAUAUGCAGAGGUCAAAAGGGUGGGGCUUGAGAUGGGGGAAGGAACGAGAACAUAGACGCUAUGUCAUUGCAGUGCUGCUGUCGACCAGCUUUUGGUGCUUCUGUCAGUGUGUGUUUGCUUGUUUUAAGUUGGCAAGUCUGUACAUACAUUAUUCGGGAGGGUGGAAAACAAGCCAUUAUCACUGCUAGUCAGUCUUGGGAAUCAGUACGUAACGUCAAAUUUCAAAUGUGGACUCCAGUGACAAAGAAUGGGAAUAGCAGUGAAUAUUAGAUUUUUAAAGGCAGAAGACAUCAUCCACUCAGCUCUCUUAGAACCAUGUUUUGCCAUUCUUUUCCCUCCCCUGAAUUUUUCUGUGUUUGUAAAUAGUUUAAGGAAAAUACAUUCAUGGUCAGCCCUUUCUAAGAGACUUAUUGAAUAUUAACUCUUAUGCAAAAAAAAUAUAUAUAUAUUAUAUAUACCGAGUCUUAUGGGCAUACAAAUGCUACCCUAUUUUAAAUGUAGGUGGCGUAUGUGUUCGUGUUUUAAUGUAUCAGAGCCAUUGGGCAAUAAGCAGUCCAGAACAUUGAAAUCUCAAGCAGCAGAGAGAUAAACUGGUAGGUGGCAGCAGAGAAAGGAAUUCCUCAGACUGAUGGCUGUUGACUGAGAAGAGAUAGCAUGAGACUACCGAGUGGUGGAGGAGCAGCAGAGAUGAAGGCUGGACUCAGGAAGGCUGCCUCUUUACUGAAUGGUUCUCUCCAAGUAACCAGUGAUCUCCUGGAGAAGACAGAACUCGUCACUUUAGAGUGGAGCGAGGAUACGGAAUAAGAAAGAAGUUGUUCUUUGUGUCCUGUUGCAUUCAGUGUGGGUUUUCUUUGUGUAAAUUAAAACACUGAAUGGGGAUACAUAAA
This is a messenger RNA of Rattus norvegicus (Norway rat), 7443 nucleotides long. Lineage: Eukaryota; Metazoa; Chordata; Mammalia; Rodentia; Muridae. The record is from RefSeq and is a predicted model, not a curated record.